AUGAAUCAUACAAAUCAGAUAAGUAAUGUUUAAAUAUUCUUGAAAUAUUUAAUCCUUGUUGCUCUUAUAGAGAUAUAAAAUGGGUGUGAAUAUUAAAAUUAUGAAGAUGGAUUGAUUUCUAUUAAACACCCAAUGGCAAUAUAUAAUCUAGAAAUAGGAUGCUCAGAAACAACAGAUGAGAAAAUAUAUAGUUUUGGAUUUUGGAGUCUUUAUAUUCCAUUAUAGGAGUUUCAGAGUUUUCCUUAAGUUACAUCUCCUUUCAAAAAUAAUGUUACUGAAGAUGGAUAAUUAAUAUUUAUGUUGAAUGAAAUAUUCAAAACAACAUUAGUAGGCUAUUUAAGAUUUGAUUACACACAUCUCUAAGUAAUUCACACGAUAUUGGUUUAUAAUCAAGAAUAUGUUGAAUAAAUAUAAUUCAUAUAUAAUGCUGAAAAUUAUGAAGGAACUUGGUUAUUGUGUUUUAUUGCUAUUGAUACAUAAAAAGAAGAAAUAAAAUUUGAAAUGACUGGCUAAGAUUCAAUCUCAACAAAUUUCAAUUCAGAUUAAGAGAAAUUUCAAAUUAUUUUGGGAGGUCGAGGACAUGUAAUUAAUAAAUUAUAUUUUAUGAUAGAUUUUUGAAACGUUAAACUUAAAUAUAUUUAGAGGAAGGUUGUCAAAAUUGAUAUAAAUAGUGCCUUGUGCUUUUGAUAAAAAUACAUUUGAAUAUAUAUCGUAAUAUUGCAUGAUACCUGAAAAAAUCAUUUAAGAAUAGAGUGUUUAUCUAGUAAAUUAACUUUAAAUAUUUGAUGGUGAUACAUUACUUCAAAGUAGUAUUGAUCAAUUAGGCAAAAAGUACUGUUUAUCUGGUUGGAUCAAAUAUGACACAUCAAAGGUAAUUGUAAAGAGCAUUUAUCCUUUCAUUAGAUUAACAAAUCAUAAAAACUAUAAUAAAUAAAAAAAUAUAGGAGAUGAAUUAUUUAAAUUUGAGGUUUGGUUAUAUAGUUAAUUAUAAUACUUAUCCUAAAUUGUUGUUCAGGUUGAUGUUUAUGAUAUUCCAAAAAGAGGAAACCAGGCAAAUUUAGUUGAGAUAAAUGGAUAAAAAUUAUUAUUUGAUACUAAUAAUAACUAUUAUUUUGAAGGAUUACAAAAAUGGCAUUUUAUUAAAUAUGAAUAUGGGAGAGAAUCUGAUAAUUAAAAAAUGUUAUUAGAGAUUUAAUUUUAUAAUGAAUUGAAUUUGAAAUAAAUAUCUUUUGGAAAUAGUCGUUAUUAAUCAUCCUUUUUAAAUUCAAUAAUAUAUUUUUAUAUAGGAGGAGAUGAUUUUAAUACUGAUUUACUUUAAGCAUCAAUUUAUAAUUUAAAAUUUGAACACAAUUAUCAUUUAGAUAAGAUACUUUUAUAUGAUGGUAUUUAUAUUUUCAAAUCCUUUUAGCAUGUCAUUACUCAUGUUAGGAAUGUGAUGGACCUAUGGAAUAAAAUUGUUUAUCAUGCCAAAUUAAUUCAUAUAGAAUAUAUUUACCAGAAGAAAAAAGAUGCUAAUGUCAAAUAAAUUAUUUGAAUUAAGAAGGUCAAAUGUUAUGUAAGAGAUAUGAGGAUGAAUUUUCAUCAAUCAUUAAAUUUUAAAGAGAAGUUCAGGAAUAAAUGAUUUGUCACUUUGGAUAUUUUAGAAUAUUUUUGAAUACAAAUGAUUACAUUUGUGUUUAAUGGUAUUAAUAUAAUUUAUUAAUUUAAAUAGUCCUUAAUAAAAUAAAUUUGAUUUAUUAUGUGUAGAUUGUUAUUAUAAUCCUUAAUAAUGGUAUUUGGAAUCAGUAUGUAAAUUAGAUUUAUUGGUUAUGUAAUAAAGUUUUGGUAGCUCAUAUCAAUUAAAAGAAAGAGAUAAAUAAGAGUAUGAUCUUUAUUUGAUUGAUUUAACUUUUACUUUAGAAUUACAUGAAGGUUUUUAAGAAUAUUGUAAUCCAUUAUUAGAUGAUAUAAAUUGUCAUUAAGUAUAAUACAUGCAUCUAGGAAAACAAAUUUAUGUAAAAUGUAAACCAAAUUAUUAUUAUUUUGAUGAUGAUUGUCAUAGAGUGAAUUCUACUUGUUAAAGAGUAGAUAAAUUAGGGAAUUGCAUACUUUGUAAAUCUGGUAUGUACUUAUAAGAUAACCUUUGUCUCUAAUGCCCUGAAGAUUGUAAUUAAUGCAAUUUCAAUAUUUAAACGUAAAAGCCUAAUUGUAUUUCUUGCUAUGAGUAAUUUGCUGUUUUUAAUGGAUUUUGUAAACAAUGUGGUUCUUAUUGUUAAGUUUGUUAAGAUUAUUAUGAUGAAAUAAUGGACUCAAAUUAUCUGAAAUGCUAUAGAUGUAUUAAUGAUUAAAAAUACUUUAUAUCUUUUGACGGAAUUAAUUGUCAGAAGAAUUAAAUCUAAAAUUGUCAAUAUGCCUUCUAAAUUCUAUCAAAUAACUAUUAAAUUAAUACUUUAGAUUAUUAUUUUUUACCAAUUUCAUUUCACAAAGAUAUAAUUACUGUUUGUGGUAGAUGUAUUGUGCCUUAUAUUUUUGAUAUUAAAACCUAGUAAUGUUUAUUGGGAGAAACAGUAAAUUGUGAAUUUGGUGUUUAAAAAGAAAUAUUUGGAUUAUCACCAAUUGGUAUUGAAAUAACAUUGGAUGAUAAUAAAUAUGACUCUUAAGUAGAUCUAGACCAAGAGGAUAAUGAUGAUCAAAAUGGAUAGAAUGUCAAUACAGAAAAUAUAGAUCCAAUUAUAAUAGAACAAGAAAUUAGUUUAGAACUUAUUGAUGAUGUCACAGAAAUAGAACCUGAUAUUAGUAUUGAACCAGAUCCUGAAAUAACUGAAGAUACUAAUACUUCUUAUUUUUAAUAAUAUUGUUUGAUUGCAUAAGACUAAAUAGAUUCUACAAUUAUUUAAUUUAAUAAUCUUUGCUCUGGUCAUGUUUCUAAUUGUGAUACUUGUUUACUUGGUAGAACAGAAUCUUAAAUUACUUGUUUAGUAUGUUUACGUGGAUAUUAUGCUGAAAAAUUGUCAGGAAAAUGUUAUUUAUGUCCAUAAAAUUUAAAUUGCUUUCAAUGCUAUUAAUAAUAAAAACUAUAAAAAGAUAAUUGGAAGGAUAAAAUAAGAGCAUUUUAUAGAUAUAUAAUUGAAAAUAAUAAUGAACAUCCAUUUACAUUAUAUGGAUAAAGUUAGAACAUUCAAGAUUAUGAAAUUGUAUGUAGUACUUGUAAGUUUGGAUAUGAAUUAAAGUAAAAUAAAUGUAUUCCAUAAUGCUCAGAAUUUUGUUAGGAAUGUUAAUUAAUUAAUAAUGAAAAUAAGUGCAUUAGAUGUUAAUUUGGAUUGUAAGGUAGACAAUUAACUCUUUAUAAUAAUUAGUGUAUUCAAUGUCCUUAAAAUUGUGCUUUAUGCAAAGUUAGGUCUUUAUCUGAAAUUAAAAUGAUAAAUUCAUUAUUUGACAAUAUUAAAUAUUUAUAUAGUGCUUAUUAAUGUUUAAAAAGCUUUCAAGAUCAAAAUUACUUUUAUGAUUAAGAAAUAGGACAGUUUUUAUAAUGUUCAUCUGAAUAAAUAGGAUGUGUAAAUAUAUUAAUUCUACCAAUUAAUUUAUACUGUUCUUAAACCCUUUAUGAUGCAGAAUUGAAUAAAAAAUAAAAUGAAAAAGAAAGAAAAAAAUUUUAUUAAGAGAAUUUACAUAUCAAUGAUUUAACUUCAGGUUAAAGUUUUCAUUAAGUAUUCAAUUUUAAUUUUAUUAAAUUUAGUUUGAAAAUGAUUAAUUUUACUAGUAUGGAAUGGAAUAAAUAAUUAAAACGAUUAUUAUUAAAAUUACAAGUCAAGGUGAAUAGGUUUGUUUACUUCCAGAUAAUGCAGUCAUAAAAUAGUAAUUUAGUUAAAACAUAUUUUCAGCAAUGUAAAUUUGUUUUAUAUUAUAUUUAGAAAUGUUUAGAUUGAAUUAAACUUUUAACAUUACACUGUAUUUUAAUAUUAAAAAAAUUUGAGUUUUGUUAAUUUCUAAUUAAUAUCUAUAACUGGACUCGUUUUAAUGCCAAUCCAAAAUAAUUAUAUUAAGUAACUACUAUUUGUUAGUAUUUUUAAGUAAUAAAUAGAUUUAAAUUAAAUUAAUUAUUGUUAAAAAUAACAAACAAAAGAUUAAUCAAUUAUUUAAAUAUAAAAUGUUUCAAAGUUGAUAAUUAAUGAUUUUAUUGUAUAAGAUCUAUACCAAACAGAAGUUUAAUCACUAAUCAAUAUUACAAGCACUAUUUAUCCAAAAUAUAUCUACUUAAAAAAUGUAAGAAUAUUAAAUUCUAUAUUGUCAAACCAAAUUACCUUAUUAUUAUUUCUAAAUUUAAAUGACAAGAUUUAAAUAGAGAAUUUAGUGUUAACUUCUCUUUUUAACAAUUCUAUAUUAAUAGAGUCUAAAAAUAUUGAAGAAUUAUAAGUAGGAUAAAUAAAAUUAUCAAAUUUAUCAAUACAAUCCUCAAACAUUUUGAAUUCUUAGACAUUUGUUAAUUUAAAAAAAUUUUAAAAAGUUGAAAUUAUUUCAAUAUCAUUUUUUGAUACAAAUAUUAACAAUUCUAUAUUACUUUAUUUAAAUAAUCAAAUCAAUUUGAUAAAUCUAAUCAUAAGAGUUUGUAAAUUUUAGUAUAACUCUACUGCCAUUACCAAUUGCAAUAAAGUGUUAUAUGGGAAUUUAUAAUUUACAUUUGAAAAUAUUUCUUUUAUAGAGAAUGAAUAUCAUUAAACAACAAAAUUCAUUCAAUUGAAUAAGUAAAAUAAUAAUUUUAGUGAAUUAUCUAUAAAAGAAUUAAAAAUAUUAAAUAAUUUUGUGACUGAGAUAACAUUUGAUUUUGAUUUUUAAUUAUUUGAUUCCUCUCUAUUUUAUUUUUAACUUGAUAAGAUAAUACUUAAAGGAAUUAGAAUAGAAAGAGGAUAUGGUUUAAUUGAUAUGAGUUUUGUUAAAACUACAUCUCUAAUUAUUCAUAAUAUCUAUAUAACAUAAGGGUAUAAAUCUUAAUUUUUAGGUUUACAUUAAUAUUUAGAUUGUUAAUUAUAAUAAGUAAAGGGCCAAUAUUAUUUGCAAUCACUAUAUAUUUAUUCAUCUUGUUAUUUAGAAAUUAUGAAUAUUGUAAUUGAAAAAAGUCAAUCAUAUAAUUCUCCAAUAAUUUUUUAUUAAUCAGCUGAUUCUUAAAUUCAGAACAAUUAAGAAUAAAUUAUAAUUACAAAUUGUAUUGCUUAAAAGAAUUUACUGCUAUUAACUUCAAAUAUAUAAUAAACAUCAUUAUUUUUCAUAAAUUCUGUUUAAAAUUCUACUAUCAAAUUUAGUAAUUUAACAUUUGAAAAUAAUAUUUUACAUGAAUAUUAUUAAAAUACCUUAAAAAUGUCAGCUAGUUUGAUUUAUUUAGAAUGUUAAAAUUGUUAAAUGUAAAUUGGCGAAUCAAAUUUCAAAAAAAACUUUGCUUCUAAUACUUCAAAUUCUAUAAUUUCAAUUAAAGUUUAAUAACUUAAAUUAUAUAAUUGUAAGUUUAGUGAAAAUAGCUUAUUUCAAUAUGAUAUAUUUAAAUAAUAUUUAUUAUGGGGAUUUUAGGAUUAUGAUAUUGUACAUAUUGAAGAUUUAAGUAAAAUAUUUAAUAUAAGAUCAGAGACAGGUAAUGGAUAUUUUGUAGUUGAAUAAUUAUUUAUUAAAAAUAGCAUUUUUAUUUCAUCUUAAGGAUUUGCUGGAGCAGGAUUUUCUAUAAUUGCAUAAAAUGAUGCUAAUAUAUAAAUUGAAAAUGUUAAGCUGUACAAUAUUAGCACUUAUUUUAUUGAUUAAAAUGAAUUUGGAGGUGGAAUUUAUAUUAACAGUAAUAAUGUAAACUCAAUUUCUAUUAAAAUAUCUAAUAUUUAGGCUAGAAAUAUAUCUUGUAGAUAUUAAGGUGGCCUAAUUUAUAUAAGAUCUGGAUUUAAUAAUAUCUAUCUAUUGAUUAAUAAUAUAUCUGCUUAAGAUAUUUAUUCUCAAUCAGGAUCAAUUUUAUUUGUUUAAUUUUCAAUAUUAUCCUAGUAUUAAUAGAAUAUAUACAUCAGUGAAGUUGAAGUUAGGAAUUCCUUUAUUGGAUAUUUAAAUUUUUUAGAACUUAAUAAAAACUUAGAACAUUUAGAAGAAAAUAAAUUAUUAUUUAAUAGAACCCUUAUAUAUAUUGAAUAUGCAACUAAAAUAAUUAUUGAAAAAUUAACAAUCUAAAAUUUAAUUUAUGAAUCAAUGGUUACAUUAUUAAAAUCAUAGAAAAUAUAAUUAAAAGAUAUUUAAAUUUCAAAUUGUCAAUUAACUAAUAAUUUAAUAUACAUAUCACCAAAAUAAAGUAAUAGAUUAUUUUAUCAUAGUGACAUCUUCAAAAAUAGCUUUGGAGAGGAUAGCAAUUUCAAACAUCCUUAUUGGUCAGAUAAUUUCAAACAAUAAGUGCGAGUAUACAAAUCAACAAAAAUAACUUAUAUAUUUUUAAUGUCUUAGUAGGUUUGUAUAAAGUUGUGAAGUAUUAGUUGAAUAUGAUAAAAAUGAAGAAUUGAAAUAUUCUUAUUGUUUGUUGAAUUAAUUGAAAAAUAGAUUCUAAAAUUAAAAUGGAAAAAUUGGAUUAAUUUAGAUAGAUGAAUUUUAUCAUUAAAAUUUAAAUAAGAUUCGCUAGAUAAGGAUAAGAAAUGUAUAAUGUCAAUUAUGCAAUUAUGGGUUUAUAUUUAUAAAUGCUGUUGAUAAUGAUAAGUAAAUUUAUACAUCAGAAAUACAUUAGGUAAAAAUAACUAAUUGUUCUUGUGGUAUAUAAGGUUGUUUAAUUUUGAGUAAGAAAUCUGAAAAUUAAAUCAACAAAAGAAUAUUAUAAAGAAAUAAUGUUUAAUUAUUGUAAAAUACAUUUGAAAUGUUGAUUGAAAAUUAUGUUUGUUUAAAUAAUACUAGUAAUGUUGGUACUUGUUUGAAUGUUAAUAAUUUAAAAGUUUUGGUUUAAAAUUGUCAUUUUCAUAAUAAUUCAGCAAUACAAUUUGGAGGUGCAAUUUUAGUAUAAGAUUAAUAAGAAAUGAUAUUAAUUAAUAGUUCUAUAUAAGACAAUUAAGCAUAAAUUGGUGGUGGAAUUUAUUUGGAGAAAUAAUUCGAAGUUAAUUAUAAAUUAUUAGGAACAGUAGUUAAUAAUAAUAAAGGGCUUUUAUUUGGUAAUAAUGUUGUUGGAAUACCUUAAAGAUUGGCUAUUAAAUUUGCUGAAUAUUAAUAAAUAUUGUAAAAUAAAAUUAUAAUUAAUAAUGAAUAAUUAGUUGUAGAUUAAACUUUAUUGAGCAAUAUAAAAUAAUUAAAUAAUAUUAAUUAAGAUAUUGUUUAUUUACCUAGUGGAUAGAAGAUUUCAAACUAUAAAAUUUUUAAUUUAAAUUCUAGAAGUUAUGUGAAACAUGAUUUUGGAUUUUAGAUAGUUGCUUUAAGUUUGAAUUAUGAAAUUAUAUAGAAUUUAGAUGGUACAUAUUGCACAAUAAAUAGUUAUCUAAUAAAUUUAGAUAACAAUCAAAGUGAAAUUAAAGAGAAUUAAAAUAAAUAUUUAAAUAUAGAUAAAGUUGAAUUUAAUACAUCUACAUAAAGUUAUAAUUUAGAUGAUUUGAUUAUAUAUUUUGAUAAUCAGACUCCUGAAAAUAUAAUAUUAUAACUUGAAUUUUAAUGUAAUUCAAUAAGAAUUCCAAUAUUUAAUUACUCAUAUCCAUUUAAUAUGUUAAAGGAACACAAUAAUUAUAAAUUAAGAAUGAAUAUUAGAACUUUGUAAUGUUAAUAUGGUGAAGUAAAAAAUUAAACUGAUCAAUCUUGUCAUUAAUGUGAUUCAAAUUAAGGUUUAUAUUCAUUAUUAAGAAAUUAAUAUUAAUGCGAAAUUAUUGAUGAAGUAUCUACUAUAAGUGUUAAAUAAGCUAUGUUGAAAUUAAGAAUUGGUUUUUGGAGACCAUAUUUUGAUACUAGUUAAGUGAGUGAAUGUUUUAACUUACCUAAGAAUUGUUAGGGUGGUUGGGUUGAAGGUGAUACUUCUUGUUAUCUUGGACAUAUUGGUGCAUUAUGUGAAUAAUGUGAUUUAAAUAAUAUAAGAGGUGAUGGUGAAUUUACAGUAAGUGAUAAAUUCUCUUGUAGUUCCUGUUAAGAAACGAAAUUAAACAUUUUAUUUAUCACAUUGAUUAGUAUUUGGUAAUAAUUUCAUUUUAUUCAUAGGACAAUGAUAUCUAUUCUAAUAUCAGUUCAAAGUACAAUAUAAGCUAUAUAAGAAAAUAUGAAGAUCAUAAAUAUUAUAAAUAUGGGAUUUGCAAUUUGUCACAAUAGAAAUUAAUCUGCAAUACUUUUAAAAAUGUUUACUAACUAUUUAUAAAUAGUGGGAUCGAUUACUACAUUCUAAUUAAAUACACCAAAAUAAUUAGAUAAUACAAUUAAUAUUUUUGGUAAUCCUAUAUAAAGUGUCUCAUAUUCUUUAGAUUGUUUUCUUUUGAAAUAUUUUUCUCUUGAAAUUCAUUAUUCUCGAGCAAUGUGGUACAUUAUAAUGCCUUUCAUAUAUAUUAACAUUUUUAUAUUCCUUUAUUUUUUAGGAGUUAAAAUCAAAAUAUUUAAUUUUGAUAAAAGUGUUAUCUCUACAACUUUAAUAUACAUUUACAUCUAUUUAUAACCUUGUUUAAUAGCUGGUUUAAUAUCUUUAAUAGCUUAUAGAACAAUUUCAGGAUAUUAGUGGAUUUCUAUAAAUGUCUCUUAUAGAUAUGAUACACAAUAACAUUUAUUUUGGAUGCUUUCAUUUUGUUUACCAAUUUUAUUAAUAUUGGCUCUUUUUGUGCCAGCAUUCUUUUUCUAUGGUCUAUAUUCUAAUAGAAAUAAUCUUGAUAAUAAAUAGGUAAGAUUACAUUGGGGAUAUUUGUAUAACGAAUAUACUAAAACAGCUUAUUUUUGGGAAAUAAUAAAAAUAAUAGAAAAAUAGUCAAUUAUUAUAUUCCUUACCUAUUAUGAUGAUAAUAUAAUAAUAAAAGCAACAAUUCUGUUAUUAAUAAUAUUAAUGUAUUAACAAUUAAAUUAAAAAUAUAAACCAUAUAAUUUAAACAAUUUAAAUAAAUUGGAUUAUUAAUCAGCUAAUAUUUGUUUGAUUUCAUUGGUUCUUGCAACAGGAAUAUAUGGAUCUCAAUAAUCAGACAAUUAUGAGAUAACAUUGCCAUUUUUAAUAUUAUUGACAAUAAUCAAUUUCCAUUUUAUUUAUGUAUUAAUAACUAAGAUAAUAAUUGAAUUCCUAAAGGAGAAGAGUUCAAAUUAUGAAAUUUUAUUUGAUACAAUAAGAGAAUUUAUUAAAUCUUAUAUCCCCUGUAUCCAUAAAGUUCCUUAUUUAAGGAGAUUACUCAUAAAUAGAGCAUAAUAAAAAUUAAGGGUAAAUUAAUAUUAUUAUAAAUUGAAAAAAUUCUUAAUUCCUCAAGCUAAAACAAUUAUUAAAUACAAAAAUCAAUAAAUAAAUAAAUAAUUAUAUGAAAAACAAAUUGAAUCUACAUAUAGAUUUUCAUCUUCAAAUAGAGACAGAUAAAAAAUGAUAAAAUUUUCAUUUAGAGAGAGUUCAUCCUAUACAUCCAAAUAAUCUUAUGCUUAAAUAAUUUUAGAUUAAAUGUAUUAAUUAUAAUUAAAUAAUAGAAAAUAAAAAAAUUAAGAAUAAUUACCUGAUAUCUAUGAUUAUAUUCCUGAAAAUAUAGACAAAGAUAAACUUGAAUCUAAAUGA
Molecule: messenger RNA, 9676 nt
Organism: Paramecium pentaurelia
Lineage: Eukaryota; Ciliophora; Oligohymenophorea; Peniculida; Parameciidae
Source: the annotation of a GenBank genome assembly